Meloidogyne enterolobii is the source of this 450-nucleotide messenger RNA. The record is from the annotation of a GenBank genome assembly. NCBI's taxonomy places the organism in Eukaryota, Metazoa, Nematoda, Chromadorea, Rhabditida, Meloidogynidae.
AUGGCUUUUACAUUCGCUGCUUUCUGUUAUCUGUUUGGAUUAAUUGCAAUUGCUUUCUGCAUUUUCUUCGCAAUCUAUACGGUUAUUUGUAUUGACGAAUUAAGAACGGAUUACAAAAAUCCAAUAGAUCAAUGUCGUAGUAUGAACCAGCUUGUCUUGCCAGAAUAUGGCAUUCACUCCUUUGUAUUUUUCUUUUUCGUUCUUUCAAUGCAACUUUUUGCUAUCGUUUGGAAUCUUCCUUUGUUUGCCUACCACAUCCACCGUUAUAUUAAGCGACCAAUAAUGCGUGGACCUGGAAUUUAUGACCCGACAACAAUAAUGAAUCACGAUCAAUUGUCAAAAAUAAAUAGAGAAGGUUGGGUUAAAAUGGGCUUUUAUUUGCUUUCGUUUUUCUAUUAUCUCUAUGCGUAUGUUUUUAAUUUUUUGCAAAAUUAUUAUUUGGCAAUUUAA